UGACUAUCCACCAAAAUUUCAAAGGGAUUGACCCAUAUCUGAUCGGAUCUGCAUAUCCAGCCAUAAUGUUAUAUUGUAAAAGUAAAACCUUCUGGCUUAUUAUUUUUAUCUCAAUUCAAGGCAGAUUAUUUCAUCAUGUAAUUUGAGGCUAAUAAGCAACAUUGAUUUUCACUGUUGCAUAGAAGUUUGAUCAACUCUAGAUGAAGUUUGUAAACUGAGGGAAACAAACAUGGAGGAUGAUUCUGAUAAUCCAGAGGAUGAGAAUGUUACCAUAACAUUUGGAGAUGAAGAAAAAAUUAACUGUUCUAAAUGUCUUCUGAUGAAGAAAAGUGAUUACUUUAAUGCCAUGUUUUCCUCUGGUAUGAUAGAAAGUCAUUAUAAUAUGGUAGAAAUUAAAGAUGUGGAAGCUGAUGUCAUGAGAGAGCUGAUCAGCUAUAUCUCAUCUGAUGUACUACACCUAACAAAGGAAUCUGUGUAUUGUAUCACGGCUGGGGCUUGUAGGUUUCAGAUAUCAAGUGCCAUAGAAUUGUGUUGUGAAUUUUUAAGAGAUAAUAUGUGCCAUAAUACCUGUCCAAGUACCUUGGAGUGUUCGACUUUGUAUCAUCUUAAAAGUGUGCUAAAAUUAGCUAAAAGGCACAUGCAGCAUUACUUCACAAAAGUUUGUCAGACUGAGGAUUUUCUCUCCAUACAAGUUGCAACAUUAAGAAGCUUAUUACAGGAGAAAGCCUUGAACGUGCAAUCAGAAAUAGAUGUUUAUUAUGCAUUUGAACGAUGGAUAGAUGCCGAUGUAGAGAAUAGACAACAGUAUAUAAAUGAACUGUCGAAAUACAUACACAUUGAAGAUAUAAUUAAUCCUUCCAUAGAACUUAACAUGCUGCCAGAAUUCAAAUAUCUUCACAUAACAAAAAAUGGCAUUUUGCAAAGACUUGAAAAUAACAAAGAUCAAAUAAGAAGAAAGUAUCGACAAGUCCCUGAAGACCUGUUUUGUGUAGGGUUACAGAGAUUUGAUGAAUCUUCCCAGAGUUUCUGGUUUGAUCCUGAGAUCUACAAGAUUGAUAUGACAAAGGAAUGUGGUAUACUGAAAGAUAAUGUUAUAACUACAAUGGAAGAUGUUUUACCUAAUGUGGAAGGUCAUGGUGGUUAUAGUGUCUGUGUUAAUGGUCAAGACAUAAUAGUGUCAGGUGGAGAACCAAAGUUAGGUAAAAAUACAUGGAACCUUGGUGUUUAUUGCUAUAAUACCUUCACGAAAAAGUGGCGAAAGUUGACAGAAUUACAGAGUCCGAGGCGACACCAUGCAUCGUGUGCUAUAAAUAAUUGCCUAUAUGUUAUAGGGGGAUAUGGACGAUUUAGAGUUAAACUUAAUUCUAUGGAAAAGUAUGAUUGUGAUGAAGACAAGUGGUGUUCAUUGGCCCCAUCACCAACACAUGGGUACCACAAAGCUUUGACAGUUUUACACAACAAAAUAUAUGCUUUGUUCUGUAGUAGUGCAAUGUUUUGUUAUUCGCCGGUGCAAGAUACAUGGACAAAGUUAAUCAUGUCUAGUGAUAUACAAAGUGGACUGGCAUUUCUGGGAGCAUGUACUUACAAUGAUGCAAUAUAUGUGAGAGCCAGUCGAGACUUGGUUCAUGUAUUGGAACACUCUGACGAUAAAUCUCUUGAAGUAACAAAUACAUAUACACAUUUUACCAAGAAAAAUAAUGAAGAAAUUGGAGGAUAUGUAUUUGGUAUAACUAUAUGCAAUAACGUAAUGUAUUGUUUUAAAACUGAUGAUGAAACCGGUUUCCAAACAGACAUGUUAUAUGUUAAUCUACUUGAUGGUGCUAAGGAGAAUGGAAAUUCAAAGGUUGUUGAUGUACAAAUACUGAUGCAGCACCAGUUGGACUUAGUGUCUGUACCUGUAUAUUAGAUAAAUUUUAGUUACUAUUCUACAAAGUCUUUGGUUAUAGGUUUGAUUUUAAUGAUUUUUGUAUUUUUACCAGUUUUUAUAAAAAGGAGAAAAAUAACUAAAAAAGAGUACCAUUUACAUGAAAAGUGGUAAAGAUUACAUUAAAAAAUAUGAAGUUUUAACAUUCCAAUUAUUAACAAAAUGUUAAGUAUGAAAUUUAGAGGCUGGUCCACAGCGCUAUAUUUUGGUUCUAUUUGAAGCAAUAUAUUUCUAAUACAAUGAUUUUUUUAAAGUUAGAAUUUAGACAAUUCAAUUUAAUUUAAUAUUUUAUUUACAUCUCACCUUAUGCAUACAAAUAUACAUGUAUUAUACAACAUUUAAAGAUACAUUUUGUUUUAUACAUAAGCCAAUCAGUACAGAUUAUUGAGAGACGAUAACAGCUAAAACAACAUGUAUAUACAUUAAAAAUUAAACAUGAACGAUAAAAAUAAACAGCAUAAUUGUGAUAUUAAAUACAAUAUAAAACUUCUUUGCCUCUUUUCAGAAUAGAAUUAAAGGUUUUGGCACAUAAUCUAAUAAUAUCUUGAUUCUUAAAUAAAAACAACAUUAUCUGAUAAUCUGUCAUAUUAUCAAAAUUUUCAUCAGGUUAAAGAGAUUCAGUAAAAAGAAUUUGUCUAAGAUCACACUAGGUUUUGGUUUUCUGUUUAUCUGGAUAGUGGUCUAUGGAUUAUAGCUCUAUGUGUAUUUUAGUUUAUACAUUUUGUACUGCAGUAUUCUUAUAUAAAGUGAAAAAGGUAGACAAUGCUGCCUCUGAAUACAUUAUACCAAUACUUAUGUGCAGAAUUAAUGUUAAUUCUUGAAAAGAGAUGUGUAGAAUAUACCAUAUUAAUUGCUAUGAUUGUUGAUUUUAUUUACUUUUUAAUUAGAUUUUAUGGUUGUGAAAUUAUGGGAACCAUUUUCAACAUGAUAAUACUGUUUGGUUUUCAGAUUAUUGUGUUGUGAGUCUUGAAAUUGUGAACAAAUUUGCAGAUUUUGUAUAGAUUAGAUAUAUAAAAUCAGGGUUUAAAAUUAGAGAUAAUUUUGUACUGAUCAGAAGAUUUUACAAGCCCCAUCUACUGUAUUAUAAUGAUUGUAAACAAAUGAUAUUGGAUACAAAAUAUAUGAGUACUGUUGAUUCAUUUAUUAUUAUAGGUACUAAUUUUGUGGAUUGCGGAGAAAAAAAAUCUUGGAUUCUUUCUUUUAUGGUUUUAGCAAAUUAUGCAUACAAACCUGUACUGUAGGAAAUUUAUACCUUGUUGAUCAUUUGAUUUUUGUUUUGACCUAAAGCCACGACCUCCAUAAUACUAAGCACCUCAUGAAUCAUAAUGAAUCCAUAGUAUUUGUAAAGUUAAUGCUGCACAUAAGAUAUACUGAUAAAAAUGAAAUUACUGCCAUUAGUAACACCAAAUAAAUAUGUAGUUUCCAUGUCAACACUUAAGACACUUUUAUGGACAUUUUGGGUUAAGCACUGUUUAAAGUUUAGAACAUUUCCCUUAUAGGGGUAAAUUCAGUUAAAAAAAUCUCUCACUGACUUGAAUGCAAACCUAUUUCUUGAAUUAGAUUUAUACCCGGUUUACCUUUAAAAAUCACAAGCUUUCAUAUAUCAUUCAUCAUGUUCAUUAAAGUACAAAAUUAAUGUAGCCCCAUCUUUUGCAAUAAUCAAAAUAUAAGGAUCAUGCAGCAUUUAUGGGCCUUUCACAUGGCCUUGUUUAAAAACACAAUAGAAUCGUCUAAAUUCCUACACUGACCCCAUUUCUUUUCAACCCUGUAGUAAAAAAAUUAAGUGCAUUCAGCAUUAAUUUUUUAUUUUUUUUUAAACCCAGUUUGGGUCCAUCUUAUCAAGAAUAUUUAUUACAAACAUUAUCUACCAAUCAGAAGAGCACAGGACUUCAGUGUUAUCCAGGAAGCUCUCCCCCAAAUGGGCAGUCCUUGAUGACGUAUAUUUAUUUACUGAAUUUACCCCUAUAUAGUCUAAGUAAAAUAUGUUUUAAAAUAUAAAAUAAUUUUUAAUACCUAACAACUUUAUUUUUUGUCCCAGGAGGCAGGAAACAAGUCUUUGAUUUUUUUUGGCCUAAAAUAUACUUUAAUAUCUAUAGCACAAAUGUUGCACAUAGCAUAUACUGAUAAAAUGUGAUGAUAUGUACAUAUGUAUAUCCAUGUUCUGUUAAUGUUUUAGAAUAAUGGUGCUAAAAAGUUGGCAAUUUGAUUUUAGCUUUUCUAAUCCAAAUUGUAUUUAGUUGCCACCAUAUACAUAUGCAUCCUUAAUAUCUGUAUUCUGCUACUUACAACAAUAUAGUGUAAUCAAAGUUUCCCUAAUCAAACUUUAUGUCUUUGUUACAUUGUAUAUUGUUCAUUAUUCUAAAUAAUGUAGACUUUUAAUGCACAGUUAUCAACAUUUUUAUACAUUUUGGUAUGUACAGGAAUUAUACAGCAGUUUUGAUCUUCAUGUAUCUUUUCAUUUUAUAUUAUAUAUCAGUUCCAUAUUUUAAUCUUAAGUGCAUAAUAAGGUUGUUUUGUUUUCUUCAAAAAGAAAAAUCAUCUUUCGAUCAGGACUAGAGCUUUAUACAAUAUAUUUUGGUGUUUGGCUAUUGCUCAUUGCUAAUUGUAAUAAAGUACAAAAAAUGUAGUUAUUAAACAUUUAUCUUUAUGUAAUGUUAAAUGUGGUGGGUUGCUGUCUCUAUUACUAGUCAAGUAUGUUUUUUUAAUUUUUGACCAAUGAAGGCCCUUUCAUGAAAAAGGUGUAAAGCAAUCUUCAAAAUGAAUAGCACAUAAGAUGGCUGUCUGUAAAGUAUCUAUAUUAAAGAUUUUGAGGAUUUUAGAUUUAUAAAUUAAUGAAAUCACUAAAAAUUAUAUAAAAUUUGUUGAUGUCUGCACCCAGACCACACAUAUAAUUUUUAAAUGAAAUAAUCAUAGAAUCAUACCACAUCUGUUCAUUUUAUAUAGUCUUACAUUUUUAUUUGUGGAUGAAGCAUACAUGUUAGUUGGGCACAGAAAUAAAACCCCAAUGACUUAUAUCCUAUAGGUUCUUCUGGCUUUAUUAUCCCUCUAUAAAUGCAACCUCAUGGGCUACAAGUUACUGUUACUACCAUUCUUUAUUACGGUAUGUAAAAAAUACUAUUGUGCAAAUUUCAUUUUGCACUACUGGUUAUGAGAUAAUGCAAGCACCAUUCACCUUGCAUUAUAAAUUAUAAAUUCUAUUUGAAAGCAUUUACAAAUGUAACUUUGUAUGGCAAGCAAAUAUUAUUAAGUUUUGUUUACAACUAUUUUUUUGUAAAGUUUGAAAAAUAUCUUUUGAAAUUAUGUGGCUUCAUUGCAUUGUUGAAUUCUAAGAUCUAUCAUUAAUUAUAGUCAAUGAUUUUUCUUAUCUGUAUAUAAUGAUUGAUCACUAGACUGAAUUUCCAGUGAACCAUCCAGUAAGCUUUAUUUAGUUUGUUUGGGGUAUCACAUUCAAAGGAAGACAUGCAUUUUGUUAAUCUAUUUUAGAUACCGGCAUAUGUAUAUGUAUAUGGUCAGUUCAGUACCAAAUGUGGCUGAUUCUAUGGUGUGUGCAUUUGGCACCAGUGUGUAAGGUCUCCAUUGUAUGAUGUCCUUGCCCCUAAUCAGUCAAAGAAAAUAGGAGUCGAACAAAGAUUAAUGAGCUUACAGAAAUAUGACUAUAUUUUAAUAUUGGGGGAUUAUACACCUUUUUACACUGACUUCAAGAUCAAGCUGUAUAAAAAAUCCAGGUGCACAAAACAAAUUGGUUUCUAUAUAUCAGUCUUAAAUGUUUUGCUUUGUAUAACCAUAUGAGUACUAGUAAGACAUGUAACAAUAAAUCUAUUCAAGUUUACAAAAGGAAAAUUUAGGUUUAUAAUAAAAAAAAAUACAUUACAUUAUUAUUAUUGAAUAUAAGAGAAUGUGUGUUUGAGAUAUUGGAAAAGAGAUUUCUGUGUGAGUUUUUUAUUGUUAAAUCAUGAGUAGAAAGUAUGUAUGAAGAAAAAUCAGGGAAUUAGGUUGUUUUAUAUCAUUGCUUUCACAUUUUAGAAUAAAAUUAUUUUAAUACUUAUACAA
Messenger RNA from Mytilus californianus (California mussel), 5974 nucleotides. RefSeq names its product kelch-like protein 10. Gene Ontology annotation, molecular function: protein binding. The transcript is spliced from 8 exons. Bases 230 to 1906 code for a protein of 558 amino acids. NCBI's taxonomy places the organism in Eukaryota, Metazoa, Mollusca, Bivalvia, Mytilida, Mytilidae. The record is from RefSeq and is a predicted model, not a curated record.